Messenger RNA from Cucurbita pepo subsp. pepo (vegetable marrow), 1543 nucleotides. RefSeq lists its product as uncharacterized. The record is from RefSeq and is a predicted model, not a curated record. Gene Ontology annotation, molecular function: nucleic acid binding. Lineage: Eukaryota; Viridiplantae; Streptophyta; Magnoliopsida; Cucurbitales; Cucurbitaceae.
UAAAACCCGUAGUUGUGAGCCUUCUCCGGAAAUCCAUCGCCCCCAUUGAAACUCCCAUUCAGUCUUCAACCUUCUUACCUACAAUGGCUAUCACCCAAUUCGCCAUGGUGGAGGAGUUGGCCUUCCUUGUGAAGGAAAACCUCCCUAGCAAGCAUCUUAUUCUAUCCAUGGAAGACGUCUUCGUCAAGUUUCUUCAGGAUGAAACCAGUUCGGAUGGAAUCUUGGAGUUGGAACCAAUGGAUUCAUACAACCGUCUUCUAUUGCAUCGCCUUGCUGAUAUUUUUGGAUUUUCCCAUGUAUCAGUUGGUGAAGGAGUUGAUAGGCACUUGGUUUUGGAGCGAUGCCCAGAGUCAUCAAUGCCGUCCAUUCUUGUGAGUGAUAUUCUGUGGGAGUACGAUGAACCUCAAAUUUCAACAAUACCACACCAACUGUUAAGGAGAAAGGAAAACUCUUCUGUGAGUUUGAAGAAAUCACCUCCUCAACGGUCUUUCGAAGAGAGAGAAGCAGCCUAUCUGGCUGUUCGUGAGCGAAUUUUCAUGAUGCACAUAGGAGAAGACAGUGAACCUGAGAAGCCAAAGCCACGCUGUGAUCCCGUGGUUGCACGCCGCAUGAUUGCACAUGCACUGGGGAAGAGAAUAAAUUCAUCUCCUGAAGCUACUUCCAACCAUAGCAAAGAGCAAGGAAGUGUAGCUAACAACGCAUACGUCCAAGCAAAUGAAUUGAAGGAGCCUGAUUCUACUGUGGAAGUUGUUAACAAAACCAAGUUGCAGCCAGAUCAAUGUGUGAACUCAAAGAACGAAGCGGGUAAGAAUCGUAAUCCAAUUCGGUCAUCAGCAAGGGGAAGUAAUGCUGCUGCUCCCAAAAUGAAAGCAGACAAGAGUUCUCCUAAGGCAAGUUGUGUUGACAAUGAGUACUUGAAGAGGGAACAUUUAGGAGCAGCAAAGCGGAUGUUUUCUCAGGCUUUGGGCAAGCAGAGCCGGAAGAAUGAGUCUCUUCCAACACGGUGAGGGGAAGCAGACCUUUUGUAGCUCUUAUUUUCUGGCCUGACCUUAUGUCCUAAGUUGUCAGGAUUACUGGUGCCGACAAAAAGAUUCAUGAGCGAUAAUGUAUGAAGAACGUGGUUGUCAUCGGCGACCUGACCGGGACGGAUAAAAAUGCUCACAGCUGCUACAGCUAGCCUAUGUUGCCAAUAGAUUUGGCGAACAUAAGAAUCUAACAUUACGUAAUCUAGAUUAUGUAUUCCUUGUAUGUGCUUGGAAUUUGUCCCGGUCGUUUAAGUUUAAGCAGCGCUGUAUGAGAAGAUUGAAUUACGUGGGUCGAGUGGAGUCGUAAGCAAAAGGUUAUGGUACUAUAAAUUGGGAACAGAUCUGUUCACUGAUUGAGCUGUGCAUAGCUGAGUUUUAUGUUGGUCAAAGUAAAGGUUUCUAACUUAAAUUUGUGUUAGAGUUCUUGCUUUAUUAGAUCCUCUCUCUUUGCUGUUGAUGCUUAAUGUUGAGCAUCUUGUGUGUCGUCAUUCAAUAUAUACUUGGACUCCUUAAUAUCA